GCAAACACAAUAUUGAGACUAUUUCGCAAGAAAGCUAUCAUUCCGACAUUCGCGUUCGCCUCAGCCUUCCCCGCGUUACCAUUUUGGACUCCCUGUAGAACGUGACCCGCACGCUCUCACGACCGCACUUCUACACGCGAGCGCUGUAAGGUCGAUACAAGGGCCAUAGGGUAGCUUAUAUUGGCAUUCGAUAGAGUCGGCAGGGCUGAUGCGCUAGUGCCGUCCCAUAAUGGCUGCGGACCCUGGUGUGAGCGGCGGCGAGGCCGCUGCCUAUCAUCUGUUUCUCACCCGUAUACCGCCCCGAGUGCCCAAGGAGGAGGUCGAGGCAGCGCUGUCCAAGGAGCUCGCUUCUCGCGGUGUGAUGGCCCAGGCAGUUUCCGUGGUACCCCAGAGCGCCUGGAAAACCAAGGGCUAUGGCUUCAUUACGCUCUCCGGAAAGCCUAGUAUCGAGGAGGUCCAGCGGGUUGCAGAGAAACUCGACAACGAACUCCGCGUCGGGGGCAAAGCCAUAAAUGUCCGCGUCUGCGAGCCCUCGUCGACGGGCGCGCCCCAACCAGUGCAGCCCACGGAGCCGCCAGUCAGUUGGGACCAGCCUGUUGAGCGCAUUUCGCGGCUCUGCGCUCAGGUGCUGCACUGCUACUUCGCCCGUCGGUCACACCAGCCCGAGUUCAAAGCAGAGAAGCUGCUCGCGCUGCUCAGCAUGACCGUCGCGCCUUCGCGCGGGCAGGAGCCAAAGCCACUCGCUUUGUGGGCAAAGGAGGUCUUUGGCAGCAUGGAGCAGAUGCUUUUAGCCAUCGGCGACGCGCAUUUCGGCGCAUCUACUUGGUCGCUGACCGGCGCUGUCGCGGAGCGCAGCGCCAAGCUCGCAGUGGGGAAGGCUCGCAAUAUGCAGGGCUGGGAUCCGCUACGGGACCCGCUACCCAUCGCAACGCUGCUGCGGCUCGCGGCGUGCCGGCAGCGGCUUGACGAGUCGCACACCCCGCAGUCGCAGCGCUCGGGCUUCUCCACGCCAACCUGCUGCACAGCGCAGGACUCUUGUCGACGCUCCAGCGACUGCGGCAGCCUCAGCGCGGUGCACAGCAGCGAGCAGCCCAGCUGCAGCCAGUCGGAGGCGUCCUGGUCGCUACGGUCUGGCUGCAACGGGGCACAGACCGGCAGCGCGGUCUGCUCGCCGCCGCUGGACGCCAUGACAAGCAGCGGCUCGGAAGAGCAGCCGCUGUCGACCGCGUCGCCGGCGUCGGUGGCAUCCUACGACUCGUUGCGGGCCAACAGCGGCUCGGGGUCGCUGGUGGGGUUGGUGGAGUCGGCGCCGGUGGGGAGUAGCGACAGCGGCCAGGGUGCUGGGACAGGCCAGUCGACCCCGGAGGCGGCGGUGCAGGAACAGCAACAGGAGGGACGGUUCAAGCCAGCAUCGUCGUCGCCAAAGAUGACGGUGGCCGGGGCCAGCGACGGCGCAGCUUCGCCAGCGGGAGGGAGAGCGGCGAGCGGGGCUGGCGGCAGUGCUUGCAUGGAUAUGGAGGGUGCCUCGGCAGCAGCAGCAGCAGCGGCGGCAUCUGCGGCUGCGACGGCGGCCCUGCAGCGGCGUCUUGGGAAGGGUGCCGGGCGAGCCUCGUGUUCGGCGCUUCAUUUGUCCACAUCCGCGUCAUCACCGACUGCGCCGCCUCUGCCGGCUGCGUCACAUUCUGCUCGUGGCUCCUUGAGCAACGCGCUGUGGAUGCCUCGGCCGCCCCUCUCGGCAAGCGCUACCUCCUCAUCUUUGAAUCCUCACGUCUCAACGCCGUCGGCGCUUCCUGCGAUGCCCGCCGUGCCGCCGUCCGCGCGAGACCUGCUGCACCGCUGCGCUACGCACCUUCAGCUGCUGUUCCAGUGGCACCCGGCGCAGCUGUCGUUCGCGGUGCCCUACCUGGCCGAGUACCUGUCCGCCGCGCCCGACGUGGUGGCCUGGGGCUCCGGCUCGCCGUACUUCUCGCUCCAGGGCUACGCGGCGGCCGUGUACGGCAGCUUUGAGGGCCUGCUGCUGGAGGUGUCGCGCGUCUUCUUCGGCGGCUGCUGGCGGCUUGAGGGCGGCCAGGCCCCCGGCGAGCCCCGCGUGCUCUGCGUGCCGCGCUGCGCGCACAACGUCAUGCUGCGCAGCCACGGCAGCCACGGCCACGCGCACCACGGCCACCAGCUCCCCAGCCACGGCUCGGGCUCGGGCGCGGGCAGCAGCCACUACGGCAGCCGCCGGCCGAGCACCGCCAACAGCUGCGCCAGCUCGGUGUCGGGCGGCCAACACGGUCACUAUCACUCGCACCACCAGCACCGGCAUUACCAGCACAACCACGGCAAAGCGCACGGCCACGGGCAUCUGGGCCUCCACUCGUCACUCACCUCGUACUCCUCGGCUAAGCAGCUGAGCCGGAUGAGCGGCGGCCCCAGCGCCGCGGGCUCGGGCGGCAGCACCGGCGACGGCAGCGCGCCGCAGCCUGUGUGCGCCGUGCCGGCGUCCGCGCAGCGCACGCUCACCAGCAGCCGCAGCGCCAUCAACCUGCGGUAGCUAGCAGCUGGGGCCCGCGGGCUGUGUGCCGCCGGCAGCCAGACAGCCAGCCAGCAGCGCGCGCACGCACUCGGACGCCUGCCGAGCCAAGUUGGCCAGGGCGGGUGGCCGAGAGCGACAGCGUGCAGUUGUGCUGGGUGUCAUUCUGCCGGACUGACUGCCUGGCUGUUGCAAGUGGCUUGUGGUAGAACCGGCCGCGGAGCCAUCGUAAGCAAGGUUGUUACUUGACGUGACCUGCGUGGACGUUUGUGGGCGUGCUCCUUGCGCGACCCAGUAUUACACAACACACUUCGUGAGGCGGCAGGGCGGGGCGGCGAGCGAGCGAGGCCGCGAGCGAGACCGCGCUCGCGAUGAUUGUAGGUAGUGGUGCGAACGGCUGUGGGCUGUUCUGAUGCGUCAGUUAGAAUGCCAACGAACGGUCACAUGGCAAAGGGCGGUUGGGUUGGUGGCGGUUGCCUGCAGACCAAGCUGUUGCCGCGCCAGUGAGACCAGUGGACGCGCCUGUGCCUGGCGACAAACCGUGUGUCUGGAAGCCACAGCGCGUCGAAGGGCACGAAAGGCACGCGCGCGACACGGUGGGUUUGCGUGGCAAGAGCGGCAAAGGACGGUGGCGGGGGUGCUAUGCUAUUGGUGUGCGUGAGUGUGUGUGACGCAUGAGGUUCGGUGAUCUGCGCUUACGCGUGCCGUAUCGGUGCAGCGCAGCCUGGAUCAGGUAUGGCCGCAGGCAGGCGUCGGCAUGCAAGCGCCAAGGCGUGCGCAUAUGGCGAGGUAGGCACACGAGUCGUCAUGGAUUCAAGUGCUCAGGCGUGCGGAUUCGGUUGCGUCGCGUGUGUGCGCAUGCGUGGUCGGGCUUUAGGCUUGUGCCAGUGCACGGCCUCUCAAGUGAUCCGCAGAUGAGGAUACUGGUGUUGGAUAGUGCGGGGGCAAACGAGAUACAGUACAAGCCGUGUUUGUGUGCCUCUUGAUUGCGGUAUUCUUGGUGCGAAAGCCUUCUGUGUUUGCUAGGCAUGUGUGGGGCCUGCACUGUUGCUUCUCCACAGAUCAAAUCGGGAGCUGCAGUGUGGGGCCACCUCGCGUGUUUCUAGGAAACGUCAUCAUGGUUUGGCUGGUGUGAGAUAAACAAUAAGCUGAGGCCUUGCGCGAGCUGGACACAAGCACCAAGCACAGGUCAUGCCGGAGUGGAGGAAGGGGCUAGUGCGCGCUACUAAACUGGUGGUUGUUGCACAUGAGAUUAGCGCAGUGGCGGAGAUAAUUCGAGCUGGGGCCCCGCACCUGCAGGCACGAUGGCGCCUCGUUGUCAUGUCGCUUCCUCGGGUGUCCUCGCGCCGGCGGCGGUGAACGGUACACCCAUGCAUCAUCGUCAUAAGCGGCUGCAUCAAUCAACACCGCGCUUAGUGGAGGGAGCCGGCGUGCCUGUCGGCUUCAUUAGUAUAUUCCAGGAACCGCCGGCCUGUGUGGUGCUUUGUCCCGCUAUCCAAAGCAACGGUGCAAGCUCGCUAAGUCGCCACGGCACUAAAUGGCUGUAUGUACAUGUGGGGUGGGUGUGGGUCGUGUUGGCGGCGCAAUGCCCAACAGCGUCGGAGGGGGGAGGGCCCUGCACUGUCAGGAUUAUAGGAGUAGCGCAGUGAGUUGACAGUGCACACAUAGUAGGGGGCUUGGCAGAAGGGCAGCUCAUGAGAGCCUCUCGCCGCAUGUGGUUGGUGGACAGUGACGAGGUAGCAGAUGUUUAGCUAUCAGUAUACAUGUGCGCGCGAACCCCACUGUGAUGAGUUGCAAGGAGACUGGGGCAAGGCAUUUCCUGGGUCCGGUGUGGGGAGGGGCUGGCUGGGCCGCAUCAGCGGUGCCGGGGCACCAUCGUGUUCGUUUGCAAAGUGUCAGUUGACAAGAUGAGAGUCACCAUUGUAAUACUGAAGAGGC
This is a messenger RNA of Chlamydomonas reinhardtii, 4453 nucleotides long. RefSeq lists its product as uncharacterized. Bases 230 to 2536 code for a protein of 768 amino acids. The transcript has 3 exons. The record is from RefSeq and is a predicted model, not a curated record. NCBI's taxonomy places the organism in Eukaryota, Viridiplantae, Chlorophyta, Chlorophyceae, Chlamydomonadales, Chlamydomonadaceae. Gene Ontology annotation, molecular function: RNA binding.